Neltuma alba is the source of this 1330-nucleotide messenger RNA. RefSeq names its product TVP38/TMEM64 family membrane protein slr0305-like. The transcript has 9 exons. NCBI's taxonomy places the organism in Eukaryota, Viridiplantae, Streptophyta, Magnoliopsida, Fabales, Fabaceae. Gene Ontology annotation, cellular component: membrane. The record is from RefSeq and is a predicted model, not a curated record. The coding region runs from base 81 to 1049 and encodes 322 amino acids.
CGCAAACAGAUAAAAGGAAGCGGGAUAUAAGUUACGCAGAGGAGGAUCUGAAUCCGUUUGAUGGGCUAAAAGCACGCUGCAUGUGGUUAAACGAUCAACCUACAAAUCUGGCUAACCUUGGGGGAUUCAAUUUGAGGGCUCGCUUAUCCCUUAAGCAACCAUCUUGUGACUUCAACGACGACGAAGAGGAGUGUAGGCCUUGGCGUCGCAGGCUUACCAUGGCUUUCACCUGGGGCUCUGCCCUCAGGAUUACUCUUUUGCUUCUCCUUCUCGCGGCUAUUAUUCUAGCUUGUUUUACUCUCCCCAUUGAAAAGAUACUAAAGAACUUCUUACUAUGGGUUCAUGAAGAUCUUGGCCCCUGGGGUCCACUUGUCCUGGCUGUUGCUUACAUUCCUUUGACAGUCUUGGCAGUUCCAGCUUCAGUACUUACUCUUGGUGGAGGUUACCUUUUUGGGCUUCCAGUGGGCUUUGUUGCAGAUUCUAUCGGCGCAACUGUUGGGGCAGGAGCUGCAUUUCUUCUUGGCAGAACAAUUGGAAAAUCAUUUGUUAUUUCAAAGUUGAAGGAUUAUCCACAGUUCAGAUCAGUUGCAAUUGCAAUCCAAAGAUCUGGGUUUAAGAUUGUUGUGCUGCUUCGGCUCGUUCCAUUACUGCCAUUUAACAUGCUAAAUUACCUUCUGUCUGUCACUCCUGUUUCGUUAGGGGAAUACAUGCUGGCUUCUUGGAUAGGAAUGAUGCCAAUUACACUGGCACUUGUGUAUGUUGGAACAACUCUCAAAGACAUUUCUGAUGUGACGCAUGGUUGGGGCGAGUUCUCAAAGACUCGUUGGGCAUUUAUCUUUCUUGGCCUUGUAAUAUCUGUGGUGCUGAUGAUAUGUGUUAUGAGAGUUGCCAAGUCUGCGUUAGAUAAAGCAUUGGCUGAAAACGAAGAUAUAGAAGGUAUUACAGGUUCAUCCCCAGUGUUACCAGUUGUUUCAGAUUCUCCGGUGGAUCUUCACCAGCCCCUCAUGAUCAGAGUAGAACCUCCUGAAGAAGACAAACAUGAAAAGUAAAACCCCUUCGCUCUGUAAAUUCUUUCCCUUCCUUCUUAAAGCUUAUGCUUUCUAUAUUGACGUGUAAGCUGUAGCUGCUUGCUCCCACUUAUUUGUGAUUUGUACAGUGUUAACGAGGAUUAGGAUCUUUAGUUUUGCAGUGAUGGCUAAUCCUACAAUCACAGUCAUAUUAUUGAAUUGGUAGCUUGUAUCUUGACGGCAGAGAAGUUCAUGUGAACGAUUUGAGUCUUCUUUUUUUUGGCCCAACAAUUUGAGUCUUUCUAUGACUCCAUUCUAUGUUU